This is a messenger RNA of Rotaria socialis, 1872 nucleotides long. The record is from the annotation of a GenBank genome assembly. Lineage: Eukaryota; Metazoa; Rotifera; Eurotatoria; Philodinida; Philodinidae.
AUGGCAGAUUUGAUACUAUUAAAUUUACGUUUGAUUGCACAACAACUAACUGAUCGAUUUGCAAAAUAUAAAUCUCGGCGAAGCUUUGUUCUAUUCAUUAUUGGAGCUACAACUAUUCUAUAUGGUAUAUCGAAAUGGAUGCCUCAUCGACUAAACUAUACAAACACUCACUAUGAUCUGUGUCUUCAAGCCAGAUUAGAACAAUAUGCCAGUGAUGUAGCAGACAUGAAUGCUAUUAUUAAUCAUGAACCGAUUCAGUACGGAGAAAUCGUGAGUCUACCAUUUGUUGGCAAUGGCUAUAUUGGUUUAUCUCUUUCAACUCAAUCUCAAAUUCAUCUAAUACCUGAUCCUAGUGUUCCUUUUAUUUCGAGUGGCUACUCUCCAGUUAUUCGAACUUCAUCAAAAAUAUGGGAAGACUCCAAUGCAAAUAUAAUUCAAAUGAGGCACGGUCUCGUAAAGCGUAUUCAAUGUUUUAGAAUAAAUAACGAUCGUUCGGCUUAUGUAACACAUAUGUUAUAUGCGCAUCGACAUCGUUCAUCAUUAAUUGUUCAGGAGAUAAAUAUUACAAAUCCAAGUGAUGAAACGCUAGAUUUUGAUUUGCUACAAAAAACACAAUUAUCAAGACAAGAUGUAAAACAGCUGGAUAGAAAAGAAAUUGAAUUUGAUUCGUCAAAAGAUAAAUUUCUCAUGACAACAUAUCAAUUGUUUACUCAAGAACGAAAAUCUAUUAUUGUUGUUAUCAUAACUAAUAAAAUAACUUCCAAUAUUCAUAUUAAACCUAAUGGUCAAAGUAAGGAAACAAUCCUAACUGUGAUUAAAUAUUCUUCAUUGAUUCAUGUUGAUUCAUUACUCAAUGGUACCUAUGUAAAAGAUUGGGAAAGUAAAUUACAAAAACAGGCAAAAGAUGAUCUAUCCGAAGCUCUAGCAAUAUCAUUUGAGAAUCUAUUAAAAGAACACAUAGACACGUGGUCAUCAAUAUGGCAAAGUGGCUUUUCAAUAAGUCGUUCAUUAGCACCAUCAGUUAUGAAUGGUGAUGUUAUAAAUCGAACUAUUUAUUAUGUUUUAUGUUCGACGCCUUCACCACUUUAUGAUUUACAAGUAUCGGAUACGCAGCGCAUGGAACUCAAUCAAACACUAUUUCAAAUUGAUCGAUGUUAUGAAAGUCAUUCAACGUUGGUCGGCGAUCGAUUAUGGCGAUCACCAGGAGAUGAUUUAGCUGUUUAUCAACUAACUUACCUCUGGCGUACAACUCUGUUGAAAAAAGGUUGCUCUUCUUUAAUGCGUAGUGGUGUUAAUGGUGUUCUUCAAUCGAUGCUACUUUCCAUUGGUGGUGCACGCUUUCAUAAUCAUCAUCUUGAAAUGAAUUUAGAUCCUAAAGAACUUCAUCGUGAUAUGUUUUUUCGUUCCAUACAUUUUGGUAAACAGUUUUUGUUAAAUAUAAGUAUUACAGUUGGACAUGACAAUCGAGCUAUUAUGGAUGUUUCAAUUGAUAAUGAAAAUGGCCAAGCAUAUGCAUGUGAUGCUGGUUGUUUAGAUACGCCAACUAAACUUAGUAAAAAACCUAUUCGAUUUCCCGUUAAAAUGACUAGUCCCUCGACUGCAAUCCUUUAUGUUACUGAAGAUUUUGAUUAUAUGACACAACUAAAAGAUACCUUACAUGUAAAAGAAAUUGAAAUAGCUCCUCCUCAUGCACACGAUGUUCUGGCUUUACAUCGACAUGGUCAUAAACUUGGUGGUUUACCAAUUAUAUUUUGGAUCGUUUUAGGAUUCUUGAUUCUUGUUUUUCAUUUAUUUUUACUUAAAAUUGUUCUCAACGAAAUGGGAUUUUUUAAACAUACAACACCAGCGUAUAGCAGAGCACGUAUUCUAUAG